This is a messenger RNA of Microthlaspi erraticum, 714 nucleotides long. The record is from the annotation of a GenBank genome assembly. Lineage: Eukaryota; Viridiplantae; Streptophyta; Magnoliopsida; Brassicales; Brassicaceae.
AUGGCAGAAAAGGCUUGUAUUAAACGUCUUCAAAAGGAAUUUAGAGCACUUACCAAGGAACCAGUCUCCCAUGUUGUCGCUCGUCCUUCGCCAAAUGACAUUCUCGAGUGGCAUUAUGUGCUGGAAGGUAGUGAAGGAACACCUUUUGCAGGUGGAUAUUACUAUGGAAAGAUCAAGUUCCCUCCAGAGUAUCCUUACAAGCCUCCCGGAAUUACAAUGACUACACCCAAUGGCCGAUUCAUGACACAAAAGAAAAUCUGUUUAUCUAUGAGUGAUUUUCAUCCAGAAAGCUGGAAUCCUAUGUGGUCUGUGUCAAGCAUUCUUACAGGACUUCUCUCAUUUAUGAUGGAUAACAGUCCAACAACCGGAAGUGUGAACACUACUGUAGAGGAGAAACAACGGUUGGCUAAGUCAUCUCUCGCUUUCAAUUGUAAAACCCCAGCAUUCCGGAAGCUAUUUCCAGAGUAUGUAGAGAAGUACAACGAACAGCAACUAGCUGAGCAAGCUGCCACGCAACAGACGACUCCAGAGUCUCCUCAAAGUAACAACACCAAAGCCGAGUCAGAGAAAGCUGUCGACCCAACAAAGGAGCACUCAGAGGGUGGCUUGAAGGGGAGGAGGAAGAACAAGAAACAGGGAUUGCCAGCGUGGAUUAUACUGUUGCUAGUGUCGGUUUUCGGGGUUGUAAUGGCGUUGCCGUUGCUUCAGCUGUGA